This is a messenger RNA of Columba livia (rock pigeon), 4093 nucleotides long. It is a transcript of the gene DNAJC10, whose product is annotated as DnaJ heat shock protein family (Hsp40) member C10. The record is from RefSeq and is a predicted model, not a curated record. Gene Ontology annotation, biological process: IRE1-mediated unfolded protein response; protein folding in endoplasmic reticulum. NCBI's taxonomy places the organism in Eukaryota, Metazoa, Chordata, Aves, Columbiformes, Columbidae. The transcript is spliced from 23 exons. Bases 288 to 2681 code for a protein of 797 amino acids. Gene Ontology annotation, cellular component: endoplasmic reticulum lumen; endoplasmic reticulum. Gene Ontology annotation, molecular function: oxidoreductase activity, acting on a sulfur group of donors, disulfide as acceptor; protein-disulfide reductase activity; misfolded protein binding.
CGGCCACGUCACCCCGGCCCCGCCCGCUCCGGCCCAAAGCCGGAUCCCGGCCCGGGCUGCCUUCCGCCCGGCCCGCUGGCCCAUGCUGCCCCGCGCCCGGCCCGCUCCUCCGCCGGCUCCGAGCCGCCGCUGCCCGGUUGUAACUUUUGCAAGGCUUGCGACAUGCGGUAGGACAAACAGAGCUCCGUCCUAGAUCUGGCUGGAUCUCUGAAUGCUGGUGGAUUUACUGGAGGCUCUUUCCAAACCUUGCUGGGAUCAGAACCCGUAAACUUUCCAAAAGCUUCAUAAUGGAGUUCUCAGUAUGCAAAGGAGAUUAUAUUAGAUAUUUCAAAAGAUCCUUGUUGCUAGUUUUAGUAUGUGUCCUAGUUCUUGUGUGCGCUGAUCAGGACUACUAUAGCUUACUUGGAGUGUCCAAAGAAGCAAGCAGUAGAGAAAUACGGCAAGCUUUCAAAAAACUGGCAUUGAAGUUGCACCCUGAUAAAAAUCAGAAUGAUCCAAAUGCACAUGAAAAUUUUUUGAAAAUAAAUAGAGCCUACGAAGUACUUAAAGAUGAAGAUCUCCGGAAGAAGUACGAUAAAUACGGAGAGAAAGGGCUUGAAGAUCAGCAGCAAGGAGGGCGUUACGAAAGCUGGAACUAUUAUCGCUAUGAUUUCGGUAUUUAUGAUGAUGAUCCUGAAAUUAUAACAUUGGACAGAGGGGAAUUUGAUGCUGCUGUUAAUUCGGGAGAACUGUGGUUUGUGAAUUUUUAUUCUCCUCGGUGCUCCCACUGCCAUGACUUAGCACCUACGUGGAGAGAGUUUGCUAAGGAGAUGGAUGGAGUAAUACGCAUUGGAGCUGUCAACUGUGGAGAUAAUAGAAUGCUCUGUCGAAUUAAAGGGAUUAACAGUUAUCCCAGUCUGUAUGUUUUCAAAACUGGCAUGCAACCAGUGAAAUAUUACGGAGACAGGUCAAAAGAGAGCUUGAAGAACUUUGCCAUGCAGUAUGUUACCAGCACAGUCACCGAGUUAUGGGCAGGAAACUUCGUUAAUGCCAUUGAAACUUCAUUUGCUUCUGGCGUCGGUUGGCUGAUCACGUUCUGUGCUGAGCGUGGGGAUUGCCUGAGUUACCAAACCCGCCUCAAGCUCGCCGGCAUGUUGGAAGGUCUCGCUAAUGUGGGCUGGAUGGACUGUGGCACCCAGGGUGAGCUCUGUGAUAACUUAGAUAUCUCAUCCAGCACUACAGCGUAUUUCCCACCUGGAGCCACCAUCCAGAACAAAGAGAAAGGAGGCGUUUUGUUUAUUAACUCCUUGGAUGCCAGAGAAAUAUAUCAGGAAGUAAUGCGGCACCUGCCAGACUUUGAAAUGAUCUCUGCAGCAGCAUUAGAGGACCGUCUGGCCCAUCACCGCUGGCUGCUGUUCUUUCAGUUUGGGGAGAGUGAUAAAUCGGGUCUACAGGAAUUUAAGAAACUUAAAUUUUUACUUAAGGAUGAACAUAUUCAGGUUGGCAAGUUUGACUGCCUUUCCUCACCAACCAUCUGCAACAAACUGUACGUCUAUCAGCCUUGUUUAGCUGUCUUCAAAGGAAAAGGAACUGGAGAUUAUGAAAUUCAUCAUGGAAAGAAGAUCUUAUAUGACAUUGUUGCAUUUGCCAAAGAAAGUGUCAACUCUCACGUUAUCACACUGGGACCUCAGAAUUUUCCUGACAAAGAGAAGGAACCGUGGCUUGUGGAUUUCUUUGCACCGUGGUGUCCUCCUUGUCGAGCCUUGUUACCAGAGCUGAGAAAAGCAUCGAAACAUCUCUAUGGGCAGCUGAAAUUUGGAACACUAGACUGUACUGUCCACGAAGGGCUUUGCAACGUGCAUAACAUUCGAGCUUAUCCAACCACAGUUGUGUUCAAUCAGUCUGAUGUUCAUGAAUAUGAAGGACAUCACUCCGCAGAGCAGAUCUUGGAGUUUAUAGAGGAUCUCAGAAAUCCCUCGGUGGUCUCCCUAACACCAGAGACUUUUGUUGAAUUAGUUCAGAGAAGGAAACGAGAGGAAAUCUGGAUGGUUGACUUCUACGCGCCGUGGUGUGGACCUUGUCAGGCGUUAAUGCCAGAAUGGAAAAAAAUGGCCAGGAUGUUGACUGGGUUAAUCAGCGUAGGCAGUGUGGAUUGUCAGAAAUAUUAUUCUUUCUGUCACCAAGAAAGUGUUCGGGGAUAUCCCGAAAUAAGACUCUUUCCUCAAAGAUCAAGCACAGCUCAUCAAUAUUACAGCUACAAUGGAUGGCACAGAGAUUCCUAUUCGCUGAGAGGCUGGGCACUGGGGUAUUUACCCCAAGUGUCUGUAGACCUGACUCCUCAGAGUUUCACAGAAAAGGUUCUGAAUGGCAAAGAUCACUGGGUCAUUGAUUUUUAUGCUCCUUGGUGCGGACCUUGCCAAAAUUUUGCUCCUGAAUUUGAGAUCCUUGCGAGGACGGUUAAAGGCAAAGUAAAAGCUGGAAAAGUCGACUGUCAGAUGUACGCUCAGACCUGUCAGACCGCGGAUAUCAGAGCCUACCCCACUGUCAAGUUUUACCCCUACCAAGGAACAAAGAAAAAUGUUCUUGGUGAAUAUAUAGACAGCAGAGAUGCCAAAGGUAUUGCUGACCUUCUGAAUGAAAAACUAGAAGCAAUCCAAAAUAAAGGAAAAAGAAAAAAAUCUAGAAAUAAGGAUGAGCUCUAAGUGGUACUGGAAGUAAAUACAAUUCAAAAUAUUUUGAAGCUGUGAAUAGAGAAGACACCGUGAGGAACAUGAAAGGCUGAUUACAUUCAUGACAGGACGAGAUGAAAACGAGUUUUUGUUCACGGGCAUACGUGACUGUUCGAAUUCUGUUUAAACUGUGGGGAGAUGAAAGUACUUUGGUUUUGGCAUUCAGUGUUUCUGCAAACGGAUUCUGCACGUCCCUCCUCUGAUACAGCAACUACCUUCUUCUAGUCAAACGGUGGAGCUGACCAGAAAUGAGGUCUGUGUCACUUUUGCCUUCCCAUUUCCUAGUUCUUUCUAUUUUUCUGUCUCUUUUCAAACACAUUUGGAAGGUGGCACUCAGCCCGUGGCUGAAUAUGCACUCAAACCACUCUGCAAUGCAGAAACACCACGAGGGAUUGUCCGGUGGAAAGACAAACUGUUCACCUGGUGAUUAUUCUGCUUUGGGGUUACAUGAUUGCCUAGUCCAUUGCUAGGAAAUACAAUCCAGAACUGGGAGCAGGUAUCUUGAAUCACAGCCCUUCUGCCCUGGAGUGGAUCAUGGCACUGGUGAGAGCCAGAGGAUGGACAGAACUUUGAAGAGCUUCUUUGGUUGGUUUGUGCUUUUUUUCUACUUUAUUUUUUUAAGAAUCAAGGACUUCAAACUCAGCAUUUUGUUGACUUUCAAAAUGUAAGUUAUGCCAUAGAAGCAUCUGCUUAAAAGAGUAGGUCAUAACUUCAUUAUUGUCUAUUAAAUAUGAAUGUAUUCUGUGGACAUAUUUAACCUCUUUUGGUAUUACCACUUUUCCUUUCUCCGCAGACCUGUUUUGGGGGUUUUGUUUUUUAUAUAAUCUUUAAGGCAAACAGGAUAGCAAGUGCCUUUUUUAAUUUAAUAAUGAACACUGUACAUUACAAUGUCUCCUCCUACAUCUUACUAAAUUCCUAUUCUUUAGAGUAAUAUUUUUCAUAGCUUCUCAAUAGCCAAGAAAAAUUACAGGAAACAACAGAACGUGUACUGCGUUUAGAAGUGCAACAUUGACAUGUUUCAUGUUUUCAAUAAAAUGCUGCUGAGAACUUGUCAGAUGGACUUUUCUCCCUGCUCUCCCUGUAUUUAGAUCUGGCAUGACUAGUAGUAUAACUUUGUAAAUAGUUUGUUAUCUACAAGUAAUUUAUUUUCUAAAGAAGGCAGCAAUAAAAGGAAGAGAUUCAAGUAACUUUGAGACAUUCAAAUGCUUCUUCCCCCUAUUGCUUUGCAGUUUUGGAGUGUAUUAAUCUGAGAAAGAAGAAAAUGUAUUGUGUCCUCAUCAAAAUACCUUCUCCACUGACUUAUUUUGUCUGGUUUUGAAAUUCAUUUAGGCUGUGGGGAAAAGGAUUUAGUUUAAGUAUCAAUAAAAUUCAUUUUUAAGAUUUAA